ACAUGUUUCCAUAUAAACAAGUCGAAGCUUGUGCACGAACAGCAAAUGGAAAAUAUCUAACAAAUGGCCUCAUAUCGCCCUGUAAGAGUGUUUGCCGAGAUGCAGAAUCGCAAGAUUGAGAAAUCUCCUCAAAAGAUAAUACAAUAUGACGACAACAGGGCGGCGUGUGAGGGUGUGUCCCCGGGGGACCGGCAGAUCCGAGUUACUGCUGUGGGUGAAGUGUCCCAGCCCCCUGAUCUGAGUCGCUUCACUGUGCGAGUCACCAGCAAGAAGGACAAUCCGCAGGAUGCCAAGAACAGCGUGGCCAGGCGCCUCGACUACAUCGUGCAGACCCUGCAGAACCACGGAAUUAAGGAGCAGGACUUGCACAUCCACAAGCACCUGUCCAGGAGUGACUCGCUGUAUGUGAUGGAGACAGAGGUGGGGGUGAGGUUUGGAGAUAUCAAGAAAAGCGAGAGUGUUGGCAACCUGCUGGUGGAGAAGCUUGAUGACACGGUCACCGUCUCCUUACCUGAGUUCUUCCACACGAAUCAGAGUCUAGAGAGUCUCAGGAAACAGGCCAGUCUGGUAGCCAUCCACAACGCGAAGCAGAAGGCACAGGAAAUGGCCCGCUUUGUCCACCUGUCUGUAGGUCGGCCUGUCUACAUCGUGGAGGAGGACAGCCAGGAGAUAGAAGGACACACAGACACAGCCUCCGACUCAGUAACCAUGACAACAAUCCAGGAACGUAUCUCAAAUGCAACAAUAACUGUACGCAGUCGUGUCUCAGCAUCCUUUGAACUCAGACCUAAAGUGAAGAAAGUUCUGAGAUAGGUUCAUGGAUCGGUUUACCAACUAUUUAUGUGAAACGUGACUGUGAUACUUCAGGGAGUAUUCUGACCUUGCACAAGGGUACACCUUGCUUCAUUGACAGCAUAGAGAUGUGUGACCUGGCAUAAGAAUCACCUAGAUUGUUGUUGCCUGGAUGGGAAGCAGAUGAGGACAGGCAUUAGAAUUGAUAAAAAAAAUAUGUAUUGAUAGUGUGAUGAAAUAUGACCUUGACCUGCACAGUGAUGCAAAACAGUUGUUUUGCUUGAAUUGGUUUUUUUGUAGAGAAAGAACACUCAUGUGUAGCAAUGCCACACCUACACCAGAGCUGUGACAAUGUCUGAUCAGCCACCUUCAAGUCGGUCCAGAACAGGCAUUUCUGCAACAUUACAUCCGUCCAAUAACCCUCAUUCAUAUUGCUACAACAAUAGUGAAUGUUAUUUAUUUUUUACAUAAUGUGUAUAUACAAUGUAUUUCGAUUAUGGAAGUAAAAAUAUACUGGAAA
Messenger RNA from Haliotis rufescens (red abalone), 1312 nucleotides. Its product is annotated as interleukin-1 receptor-associated kinase 1-binding protein 1-like. The transcript is spliced from 3 exons. The record is from RefSeq and is a predicted model, not a curated record. Gene Ontology annotation, biological process: canonical NF-kappaB signal transduction; immune response. Lineage: Eukaryota; Metazoa; Mollusca; Gastropoda; Lepetellida; Haliotidae. Bases 64 to 813 code for a protein of 249 amino acids.